AUGUCCGAGAGUGACAAAGAGGCAUUCCUCGCAUCUUUCUCUGCCGAAGAUGACAAGGCGAUUAUGCGGAAGGUGGAUAGGAGGUUCUUGCUGCUUAUUGGAUUGAUGUAUCUAAUCAAAAAUGUCGACUAUGCGAAUGCGGCUUCGGUUAAAGUCCUACAGGUCAAGCAGCCAUCCAACAUUAUGAAGGAGCUGCACAUGACUUCCGACCAGUACAAUUGGGUCCAAUCGAUUUACUUUAUCGCCUACAUCGUCUUCGAAGUACCAAGUAAUCUGUUGCUAAAGAAAGUCACACCCCGCAAUUGGCAAACUCGCAUCAUGCUCUCCUGGGGAAUCGUUCUAGCAUGCCACGCAGCCGUCAAAAACAAGGAAGGUCUUUAUGCUGCCCGCUUUAUCCUUGGCAUGAUGGAGGCAGGUAUGUUCCCUGGACUCGCCGCUCAGCUAUGCAGUUGGUACCGCAGCGACGAAAUGGGAAAGCCAAUCAUGUGGAUGUUUGGCUUCCAGAACACCUCCGGUAUUGUCGGCUCUCUACUUGCCUACGGCAUAUCCUACCUGAACGGGAAAGGUGGCUUGAGUGCUUGGCGAUGGGUCUACCUCAUCGAAGGCAUCUUCACAAUCUUUUUCUCCGCAGUGGUCUUCCUCGUGCUCCCCGACUACCCCAAAUCUCCCCGCUCCCGCUCCUGGCUCACCCCCAGAGAGCAACAAUACCUCGAGCUCCGCCUCUCCGAAAAUGCGCCCCUUACUCACGACUCUGCGUUCUCCAAAUCCGAAAUCUGGGCCUCCCUGACCGACCCGCGCACCUACUCCUUCAUGCUCUCCCAGAUCCUCCUCAACCUCGGCGGCUACGGCCUCAGCUGGCAGCUCCCCGUCAUCACCACCAACCUCGGCUUCGCCGGACUGCCGCGCAACCAGCUCCUUAACAUCCCACCCGCAGGCGCGACCGUGCUCUCCAUCAUCGCCGCGGGCUGGUUCAUGAAACGUGCGUGGAUUACCCGCCCCGCGUUCAUCAUGUUCAUCAUGGCCGGCGCGACGACCUUCUUCAUCGUCCUCGCGACCGUCCGCACGCCCGGCGUCGUCUAUGCCGCCUGCGUGCUGGGCACGAUGUUCUACUCCGUGUACUUCAUCCCGUUCUGGGCGUGGCGGUCAUCCACACUGAAAGGGACGACCGGCACCGCGUUCACGCUGGCCUUCCAGUCCUGCGUCGGGCAGGUCGGGGGCGUGAUCGGGCCGCAGCUGUUCCAGGAGCGGUGGGCGCACAACGGGUACAGGGCCUCGUUUGCGAUCUGCGCGACGGCGAUUGGGGUGGGGUGGAUUGCGAACUGUUGGACGUGGUGGUUGACGCGGAACGUGGAGUGGGAUGUGAGGAGGAUUCGGAGGCUGAGGAUUAAGGCGGGGAGGGAGAAUAGGAUCUUUGCGGAAGAUGAUGUGAAGGUGUAUGAGGAGAGGAAGUUUUAUGGGGGGUUGACGAAGAGGGGGGAGGAGGAGGUUGUGUGAGUGGAAG
Mytilinidion resinicola is the source of this 1501-nucleotide messenger RNA. Its product is annotated as permease of the major facilitator superfamily. The transcript is spliced from 4 exons. Gene Ontology annotation, cellular component: membrane. Gene Ontology annotation, biological process: transmembrane transport. Lineage: Eukaryota; Fungi; Ascomycota; Dothideomycetes; Mytilinidiales; Mytilinidiaceae. Gene Ontology annotation, molecular function: transmembrane transporter activity. Bases 1 to 1494 code for a protein of 497 amino acids. The record is from RefSeq and is a predicted model, not a curated record.